Messenger RNA from Phanerochaete carnosa HHB-10118-sp, 1149 nucleotides. RefSeq lists its product as uncharacterized. The coding region runs from base 1 to 1149 and encodes 382 amino acids. Lineage: Eukaryota; Fungi; Basidiomycota; Agaricomycetes; Polyporales; Phanerochaetaceae. The transcript has 5 exons. The record is from RefSeq and is a predicted model, not a curated record.
AUGUUCCGCCUCUUCCGUCAGUCGCCGGCUCCGGACAAGGUCUAUUCGUCCAGCCUCCAAACUCUCCAUCUCGGGUACGCCCUCUGGUACCCAGAGCCACACAAGUCAGGCGAGCCCCAGAUCGGCGAUGUGGGGUUUAUCCGCGAGGGCGCAUUCAUCAGAUUGUUCAACCUCGACACGUCUGCUCCCGAGAAGAAGGUUACGUUCUGGCCGACGCCAUUCGAGGACAUAGAGCCCCUUCCCCCGAACGUACUGCAAGUCGAUCCCAGAUCACGGCCACUUGCACCCGACCAUUACAGCAGUCACGGAGUCGAGAGUAAGGGUGUGCAUGCGUCGGCAAACGUAACAACUAGUGUAGACAUAUCCGCAGCUCUCAGUGCUGAGUAUACAUGCAAGGCAGCACAGGGUGCGGUCCUCGCGCUCAAGAGCGAGGCGCACGCGGAAACUAUAUUCGAGAACCAUGCACUCAAGACUAGCCCGGCCCGCACAUCACUACUCAAGACCUACAUCGUUCGAAACUACGACAAGUGGUACGAAUAUGUCAAGCGCGUUCUGAACCAGGACAUCAAGCAAGAGAAUAUCGUCGUGAUCAGCGGAUGGGUGAAGACGGAGGCGGAUUGGGCGGCGGCGGCGUUCAGCAACUCGAGCUCGAGCUUCAGUGGCUCGCUCAAAGGUCGUGCUGGCGGCGGCGCACUGGGGGCCGAGGUGGGCGGAACAUACGCCAGCUCUGUGAGCGGGCCGAAGAUGCACCGGCACGGCAAACGCGACAUGCGCCAGCACGGUAAACGCAAGUCGAAGAACACAAAACCAGAUCAGUCCGUGUUCGUGAAGCAACUCAAAGUGCUGAAGCGACUGAUACUGCCGUGGAAGGUCGUCGCCGGCGCAGGCUACGACCGACUUCCGGAUCGAAGAGAAGAGAGAGACGACUUGGGAGGAGUGCCGGUGGAGGAUAUAGACGGCACAAAUGCGCCAGGGUUUGAGGGCGAGCAGGGCGAGAUUUCCGAUCCGCUAGAUGUCCUUCUUGAGUACAUCCUUGAGGGCGGCAAGCAGGUAGUGGAUUUUGGAAUCUACCUUCGCCAAAUACAACCCCCAGUGAACAUCGAUGGCACGAGUGAGUCCCUCUCAUCUUCUCUCAAUGGCUGUAUCUGA